Messenger RNA from Sceloporus undulatus (fence lizard), 526 nucleotides. Its product is annotated as taste receptor type 2 member 143-like. NCBI's taxonomy places the organism in Eukaryota, Metazoa, Chordata, Lepidosauria, Squamata, Phrynosomatidae. The annotation marks the transcript as partial. The transcript has a single exon. Gene Ontology annotation, molecular function: bitter taste receptor activity; G protein-coupled receptor activity. The record is from RefSeq and is a predicted model, not a curated record. Gene Ontology annotation, cellular component: membrane. Gene Ontology annotation, biological process: detection of chemical stimulus involved in sensory perception of bitter taste; G protein-coupled receptor signaling pathway; sensory perception of taste.
AUGAUUAGCAACUCAGCUUCUCCACUGAAUAUACUCAUAUGGACCAUUACGGGGAUUGUAUCCAUGGCUUCCCUUUUAGGAAAUGGAUUUAUCACAGUUGUACAGGGACAACAAUGGCUUAAAAACAGAAAGAUUUUGACCUGUGAGUUACUCUUGAUUAGUUUGAGCACAACAAGAUUUGUGAUGCAACUGUGUACUUCAGUGAAUGCUGUUGUGUAUCACAUCACCUCAGAAACCUCCUUGGAUCCUUAUAAAGAGGUAGACAGUUAUAUUAUCUGGCUGUUUUUCAACAUGGCCAGCCUCUGGUGUGGCACGUGGCUAAGUGUUUUCUACUGUGUGAAGAUCACUAACUUUGCCAAUCGUGUCCUCCUUUGGCUGAAGCCAAGAAUCAAUAUGCUUGCACCCAGACUGCUUGGAAUGUCACUAGUCAUUUUUAGUAUGUCCUUUCUUCUUCCAUUGGUUGAAUAUCUUGGACACAAAAAGUGGGGAAAUCAGACAGGCACUCUGCCAGGAAGUGCCAACCAUA